GAGAGGGGGGGGGGGAGUUCUAGAGAGAAAAAAAUUCGUAGUGAGAGAAAGAGAGGGAAAGGGAUGGGUCAGAUCGUGAAGAGGAAGAAGAAAGGUAGACCAUCGAAGGCAGAUCUGGCACGGCGGUCCGGUGGAGGUUUGACAUCGUCGGAAUCUGAACCGCGGAGGAGUCUCCGUCGCCGGAAUGUGAGGUACAACGUGGAUUUUGACGACUUUCUUGAAGAAGACGAUGAGGAUGAGGAAGAGGACGAGAGGAGGAGAGAGAAGAAGUUGAAGCUUGUUGUGAAGUUGAAUCAAGGUAGAGAUGGAACUCAUCUAUCUCCGAUGUCUCGACUUGCUAGGUCAGGAGCGCGUGAUGCACACGCGCCGGAGUAUGGUUCGUCUGCGUCCGAAUGGGAAGAUGACGAACCUGAGAGGAAGCCAUUGAAGAAGAGGAGGAUUGGAGGCGGCGGCGGCGGCGGUGGUGGUGAGGAAGAAGAUGAAGAUGAAGAUUACGACGAUCAAAUUCGUGGAGAUGAAAAUGAAGACGAUGACAUUGAUGAGGAAAGGGGAAGGAGGAAGGUGGGCUCAAAAGGGUCCGACUCUGUUCCUGGGACUCCCUCAGAUCGAUCAUCCGGGUUACCAUUACCUGAUAAGAAGACAUUGGAGUUGAUUCUUGACAAGCUUCAGAAGAAGGAUACUUAUGGUGUUUAUGCUGAACCAGUUGAUCCUGAAGAGCUUCCUGACUAUCACGAUGUCAUUGAGCAUCCUAUGGACUUUGCCACCGUGAGGAAUAAGUUGGCUAAUGGAUCAUAUUCAAUUCUGGAACAGUUUGAGAGCGAUGUUUUUCUUAUAUGCUCAAAUGCAAUGCAGUACAAUUCACCAGAAACCAUUUACCACAAACAGGCACGUUCCAUUCAAGAGCUAGCCAAGAAGAAAUUCGAGAGGGUAAGAAUUGAAGUCGAACGCUCUGAGAAAGAGUUGAAAUUGGAGCAGAGUACAAAAUCGAAUUCGUACAUCAAGAAACAACCACCAAAGAAACCCUUUUUCAGGACUUUGCAGGAACCCAUUGGAUCUGAUUUUUCCUCAGGUGCAACCCUUGCUGCCACAGGAGAUGUACAGAACGGUUCGAAUCCGAUCCACGGUGUUAACUGUGAGGUACCUAGCAAUAAUAUUGAUGGGCAAGUAGAGGGUAGUUCCUCCUUCUUUGAUACUACUAAUCAGGACAAGGCUGAAGAGCUCUUCUCAGGAAAGGGUAUUCUAGGUAAAUUGGGAAGAAAGACGUCUGUGCUUGACGACAACCGCCGUGCAACUUACAACAUAUCUAAUUCACCUGCGCCACGAUCCGAGUCAAUAUUUUCAACCUUUGAGGAUGAAAUAAGACAGCUUGUUCCGGUUGGGCUUCAUGCGGAGUAUGCCUAUGCUAAGAGUCUGGCUCGAUUUGCUGCAACACUUGGUCCUAUCGCUUGGAAAGUUGCCUCCCAGAGGAUCGAGCAGGUCGUACCUGUUGGAUGUAAAUUCGGACGUGGUUGGGUUGGAGAAUACGAGCCACUUCCAACUCCUAUAUUAAUGUUUGAGAACCACAAGCAGAAGGAACUUGGUUUAAAUCGUAACUUGCAUUCUACCAGAGAAUUUAGAAAGGAUGGAAAGCCUUCAGAUACUCCUUUGCCUAAGAUGGAACAUUCUUUUAGUGCACCAUGUACAGAAGUGAAUGGAUUUGCUAGAGGAUCCACCUUAGAUGGGAAAUCAUCUUUCCUUAGGUCCACCACCCCAAAUCCUGGUCCAUCUCCACAGCAAAACCUGCAGACCAAGAAUUUUACUGAGGUAGAGAAGGUUAAAAAGCAAGUCGAGGUAAAUUCCUUGCCUUCACCAAGACAAAAUAAAGUUGAUCUUGGUGUAGAGAAGCAACUUCCAACCAAUUCGAAUAUGUCUACGUCUAGAUCUAGAGAUAUGUCGUCGGUAAACUUAAAUCUUGUUCAAUCUGCUCCUUAUAAACUGCCCGGUGUUAAUGGCGUUGCAACUGGUGGACUGCCUAAUGGAAAAUUCCCGAGCAAUUGUUUGAAUAGUCCACGAGCUGCUUUAUUGUCGUCUAGCUUGCCUUCUCAAACAGCCCCUGUGGCAACUUCCCAUGGACAGGAUCUGGGUCCUGGCAAGCCAGUACAGUUGAUGAGAAUGAUGUCUGAAAGAGCCCCAAAACAAGAGAACUCAUCCAAUCAAUCCUCAUGUGAUUCUCCGCCAGUUUUGUCAUCAGUCCCUUCUGCUAUGGGAGAUGAUUCGAAUAAUGCUGCAGCAGUAGCUUCUCGUGCGUGGAUGUCGAUUGGGGCUGGAGGGUUUAAACAAGUCAGAGAUACUUCCACUCCUAGAAGUCAAAUCUCUGCAGAUUCACUGUAUAAUCCAGCUCGGGAAUUUCAUCCGCAAAUGGCACGAGCGUGGGGGGAGUUUCGUGCUGGAGGUAAUCAGCUUCUAUCUGAGAGGAACAAUUUCCCUAUGCAGCCAUUUGUUUCACAAGCUUCUCUUGUACCAAAUGAACAACAGCUGCAAAACCGGUCCAUGAUUUACCCUCAGCUAAUCCAGGCUGACAUGUCUAAGUUCCAGUUGCAGUCGACAUGGCGAGCUCUCAGCCCACAUAACCAGCCAAGGAAGAAACAGGAAAUGCUUCCUCCCGACUUGAAUAUCGGUUUUCAAUCACCCGGGUCUCCCGUGAAACAAUCGUCUAGUGUUUUGGUCGACUCCCAGCAGCCAGACCUGGCCUUGCAACUUUAAAAGUGAGAGCCAGUCAGUGAACAAGAUUCUUACUAGAAACAAUGCAACCAUUGGGGAUACAACUGAGACAACCUUCAAUCUAUGUCGCACCGAAUAUGAGAACAAACAGAUUAUCUGUACAACACAGACGGUUUGCAUUCUGAACAAACUCGAAAAUCUAACCCGUCUUCAAUCUCGUAUUAAUAGGUUGGAGAACUCGUCCUAAUUUAUAUAUUGGGACCGUGGAAUGUCCACAGCAAGCAAUAUCUAGCUGGAUGUGCGAUGCUUCUGCUGCCCUGAAGAGAGUCCCAGACUGGUCCCAGAUAAUAGGUACUUCCCCCCACCAUUGAAAAUGAAAGAAAAAAGUAAUUGAUUUGCUUGUGUCAAUUGUUGUGAGGUGCUGAAAAGUUUCUUAUGUGACAAAUUGAGGAUACAAGUUUAGUUUUGCCUUGUAGAAUAGAAUAGUCAUAGGUGGAUGGAUGAAUGAAUGAAUGAAUUAGAUCUCUGUAAUUACUUUGAUAAAAUCCCACUUCCCAUGUAGUGUUCUUGCUGCAAAAUUUACCCACCAAUGCCAUAAUGUUGUAACUAUUGUAUUCCAUUCA
This is a messenger RNA of Cucurbita moschata (crookneck pumpkin), 3323 nucleotides long. RefSeq lists its product as uncharacterized. Lineage: Eukaryota; Viridiplantae; Streptophyta; Magnoliopsida; Cucurbitales; Cucurbitaceae. The record is from RefSeq and is a predicted model, not a curated record. The coding region runs from base 64 to 2742 and encodes 892 amino acids. Gene Ontology annotation, molecular function: protein binding. The transcript is spliced from 9 exons.